AUGUCGAAGAUGGCGAACGAAAUGCUGUUGGAUAUUGAUGGUAUGGACUUUGUCGAAGAUGAGGACAUGGGCGCAGAAGGAGAACUGCAGUUCUCCUUUGAUCCGGUAAGUAACGCGCCAAUGGUGUCGUUUCCAUCCACGCAGCAGCCCGAUCUGGAGAAAUUGCGCUUUAAGUUUGCACCAGUGCUGUCUCGUAGCUUUGCUUUCAACGGCGGGUCACGAACCGGGACCCUGUAUGGUGUGCAAGUACCAUACGUGGACAACUCGAAGGAAUUUUCACAAUAUGCGGCAAAACUAUUUGAGGUUUACAAGAGUCUCGGUGCAGAUAAGCAGUUUGCUGUACCCACAAUUGGGCUGAUCAACCACACCUCCACUUUGGAGCAUAAUCAGACGGUCAACUUGGCAUUGGAGGCCAUCGUGUCGGAAUUGGAACUUUUUAUUGAAUCGCUCAAGUACAGCGGCCGGCAGCAAAGGUUGGUAGACCUCGAAGAGUGUCUAAGCAUUCUGAACUGUUUAAAGACGGUGCAAUUCACAUUGGAUUCAGAAGAGGAGAAUUCGAGAGCUAAGUUUAUCGAUUCGCUUAUAAGCUGGGUAAAUCGCACGGAUGGUGAGCCUAGCGAGGCAGUGAUUGCGAAGGUGCUUGGCGACGGCAAGCAAACGCCAAUUUUAGAGAACCCUUAUUUUUGGCGUCUGCUAUGCCAAUUGAUCAUUCGUGGACUUUUCGAUCAGGCGGUAGCUGCUAUUGAGAAAUCCGAACUUUUGUCAUACCUGGCAGACAAAUGCUCGGCCACACACACCAUGGUACAGGACAUGGUAAAUUUAUUACAAGGCUAUCCGCGAGAAUUGGAGCCAGUAUAUCGUGAGUGGAAAGAUCUAGUUCUUCAGCUACAUUUAAAUUGGAGCCAAUCCGAGCAUAAGAUAUCAAUUGAGCUUGCCUCAUCACUUGAAGAUUGUCUCCUAAUCAUGUGUGGUAAUAAGUCGAAGAUAAUUUACUAUUCGAAGACUUGGUACGAAUGCUACUGUGGCCUCAUGUUAUAUUAUAUUCCAUCACUGCAACUUUCAGAGGAAUACCUACAGUUGGUAUUAAAAGAACAUCCCCUGGAUGUCACCAGUCCAUGGGAACAAGCAUGUGUGUCCAUAAUUACAGGAAAGAUCUACUCUAUUCUUCCAGUUCUCGAUUCGCUGGAUAGCUGUACCGCAGCUUUCACUGCGGCAAUCUGCGAAGCAAAAGGCCUCCUUGAGAAUGAUUUAUUAGAUGAUGGCGGGCUGGAAGUCAGCAAUACCGGAGAUGAGAUGUUUGGUCUUGGUAAUACUAUGGCCAGUUACCUGUUGAACCAAUUCGCCUUAAGUAUCGUGACCUAUGAGGAUAAGAACCUGUGGGCAGUCGCCAUAGGGAUCAUAUAUUUGACGCCUAACUACAGCGAUGCAGCAAAGCGCAUGAUGAUUGCGGAGUUGCUACCUCAUUAUCCUUUUCAGACAAAUGAUGAUAUCGAAUGGAUGUUGACAAUAUGCGCGAAGUGGAAGUUACCGCAGAUUGCAAGGACUAUCUACCGGGUUCUGGGUCAGGAGGCUUUGUAUUUGAACAACAUCAUCGAAGCGAUUUCUAACUUCAGUAAGGCUGGUGAAUUUGAAUGGGUUAAACACUAUUCUUGGAUGAUAUUCGAGGCAUCUAUUCUGCAAGGUGCACCUUUGGAGGAUGAAGUGGUGAACUCAAUUGUUACAGGCGAAUACGAAUCCGCAAUACCAAAAGAGCUUGUAGAGGUAAUGGUCACCCCUGCUAUGAAACAGUCACUUUCACCUUACGCUGUACUCUUCAAUUUUUUCCGGGCCACUGAAGACGGCAGGUGGGCUGAAGCGCUGGAGCUACUGCUAUCACUGAUAGAAUUCACUUAUUUACCUCCUCAGUAUCUGAUACUACUAAUUGGGCGCUUUCUAUACCCUCUAUUCUUGCAGGAUGAAAGCAAGAUGUUCAAAGAACAGGAUGUCCUUCGGGUUAUAAAGGCACUAGAACAGUUCCAUGACCGUCCCGAUGAAAUAACGACUGCCAUGUACAAAGAACUUCUUGUAAAGGUCGACACACUACCAAAAGACCCUCUAAAUCUCAUAAACGCGAUCAGGACAAAGCUUAGUCUCAAGCUCUGUCACCAAUUUAUGUGA
Messenger RNA from Eremothecium gossypii ATCC 10895, 2157 nucleotides. It is a transcript of the gene NUP85, whose product is annotated as Nup85p. The transcript has a single exon. Gene Ontology annotation, cellular component: nuclear pore outer ring. The coding region runs from base 1 to 2157 and encodes 718 amino acids. The record is from RefSeq and is marked provisional. Gene Ontology annotation, molecular function: structural constituent of nuclear pore. Gene Ontology annotation, biological process: mRNA export from nucleus; positive regulation of DNA-templated transcription; protein import into nucleus. Lineage: Eukaryota; Fungi; Ascomycota; Saccharomycetes; Saccharomycetales; Saccharomycetaceae.